UUCCCCAAGUUUAGCUUUUUUUGGUGCUCAAAAGCCUUCGGCUUCACGAGCUUUUGGGUGCUGGGAAGCCCUCUAGCUUCUCAAGCAUGGUGGAGCUUGCCUUUCGUGCUCUUGUGUCUGAUGAUCACCUUGAGUGGUUUUAAGCGUGUUGACAUCAUCUAAGGAGCUGAUUGACCUUAUAAAGAAUGUAGAUACUGUUUUCCACUCUAAGCAAACUGUCUCGAGCAAAUUGAAGCCUGAUAACUUGUAUAGAUUUGUUCCAUUGAUUCGUGAAAAGUUGCUGGUGGGUCUCGACUCUCAUUUCACUUGUACUCUCUGGCUGUUUCUGAUGUAAAACAAGUUUAAUGACAUUUUUAGCAGAAAUUAUUUUUUGGAAUUUGAUGUCCUGUCAUUUUGUGCAGCUGUUUUGGAAGUCCUAGUCUGGUGCUUUUGUAUGUGUGUUUUUUAAGGUUCCUAGGCCACAUUUGUUUAUGAGGGUAUUUGCUUUGACAUAGUGUUCACCCACCAUCAAAUUUUAAGUUAUUUAUUUUCCAAUUAUCCAUUGUUGCCACCAGGAUUGGGAGUAUGGCUUAUGUGAAAGUGAUGCAGAUGGAUCUUACUUGCAUGAGAAUUGGAACAAGGAUUUAAAGAUCUUUAGUAACGGAGAAGAUGGAGGACAACAACUGCUUCAGUUGUUUAUAUUGCGUGCUGAAUCUGAAUUACAUGCCGCUUCUGGUCAUCAUGUAAAUGACUUGAUAGAUUCUUUAAAAGCUCAGGUGGGUUGCUUAUUUGGUGGCAGUAGCAUGAAGCCAAUUCCAAUCUCACCGGAACUGAGACAGACUGCACACUUCCGUGAUGAUAUAUUCAAGCCCAGGAGAGUGGGCAACCAUGCAGUAGGUGACAUUAGAUACAAGGGAGACUGGAUGAAGCGCCCUAUAUCCAGUGAUGAAAUUGCAUGGCUCGCAAAGCUGCUUGUCCAGCUAUCAGAUUGGCUAAAUGGGAGCCUUGGGCUAAACCAAGCAGGGUGUGGGAGCAGUAAUGCAGAUUCUAAAUGGCCCUUGGUAGAUGUCCCAGUUGAUGUGGACAAUGAGUGUGGACCUGCAGAGACCAUAAAAGCUGUGUGCUCUGCAAUUUGUUCUUGGAUUGUGAUGUUGGGGACAAUGAUAGUGGGGCUGAUGAGAAAACAUGGAGUGAGGGUAAAUCUUAGGGUGUUUGCUUCCAAGAAGGUGGCGACGGUGUUGUUUGUUUCUCUUGUAUUUAGCUUGUUGAAGAAAGCCUCUGCAUCUCUUAGUUCAUAGCGCGGGUGUAAAACUGUAAAUGACAGUGAGGGGGAAGAAUAUACAACGGCUAUAGUACUGGAAAUGUAAGAAUGAAAGUUCUCUAUUUCCUUUUUUGUUUCUUCUCUGUAAGGAAAAAAAGAAAAAAAAGAAG
This is a messenger RNA of Rubroshorea leprosula, 1410 nucleotides long. Lineage: Eukaryota; Viridiplantae; Streptophyta; Magnoliopsida; Malvales; Dipterocarpaceae. The record is from the annotation of a GenBank genome assembly.